This is a messenger RNA of Paramecium octaurelia, 2234 nucleotides long. The record is from the annotation of a GenBank genome assembly. NCBI's taxonomy places the organism in Eukaryota, Ciliophora, Oligohymenophorea, Peniculida, Parameciidae.
AAUGGAUUAAUCUUCAUCAAUUCUGAGUAUUAAGAGAGAGAAAUUUAGAACCGUGAUCAGAAAAGAGUUCAUUGAAUAAUAACUCAAGAAAAAGAGAAUCAUUAUACCUGAAUAAGAAGAUCAUGAUUUGAAUGAUAAACUCAAAAUUAUUAAAAAAUAGAUGAUAGCCAUUCAUGAAAAUAUUGAAAACGAUUUUAAAAAAGCCAUGAUUAAAUACUAUGAUUAUUUAGUAGACUAAGAUCUCAUGAAUGAAUUGCUUCUCUAAUUUGAAUUGAAUUGCCAAUAAAAUUAUAGGAUAAAUAUCUAUUGGAUUCUUUGCAAUCUCACUCUAGGAGAUAAUAUUGGAGCCAGAUUUCUAUUCGAUACAAAUUUCGACUUUUUAAAAAUACUUUACACUGAUAUUAAGAAUCCUGCUUACAAUGAAUUUGUUCUUGAAAUCAUUUAAAAUUUAUUAGCAGAUGAUGACAUCGAUGUUUUCGAAUAUUUGAUGAGAGAUGAUGAACUACUUCAAAUGCUGAAUAAAAAUGUCAAUAUCAUAUCAGAAGAAAACUAUAAAAAAUUAUUAGUGCAUAUUUGUGUUAAAAUUGUUGAAUUUAAAUCAUUAUUGAGUAAUUAUUUAGUUGAAACAUUGUGUUAAUUGAUGCCUUAAUAUAUAGCAUUCUAGUGCUCUUACAUUCUUACUUCAAGAAUGGAAUUUACUAAUCAUCAUCUGGUCCUUCAUGCCGUCAGAUAUUUAUUAAACAAUGAUGAAAAUCUCACAUCUAUCAUCUUAAGGAUUUUACAAGAAAUAACAGAUUCUUAUUUACUCUAUUAAAUACUGCAACAAAAAGAAAUACAUAACUUUAUCUGUAAUUUAUUUUUAACAACAAACAAUUCAAAUUGUAUUAAAUCUCUACUUACUAUAUUUUAUAAUGUAGUCGAAUCAGAGGAGAUAUAGUUUUAUAUCUGUCAGAAGGAAGUCUUAACCCUAAUAAUAAAAUAUUCAUUAAACUUAGAAUACACUGAAAAAUCAUUAAAUGUAUUAGAAUAUCUAAUGCAAGAUGAUAAAUUUUUAUUUGACUAUCCUGAACUUGUAGAUGAAUAAUAUUAUUGUUCAUAAUUGCAUAAUUUAAAUGAUGAAGAUCCAAAUACUUCAAUUGCUAUUUUAAAUUACAUUAAAAGAGUACUAGAAUUUUGGGAUACGAGGAAUGAUGACAAGUAUUUAAAUAUAUUUUCUAAAUACAAAAAUAAGGUAAAAUAUAUAUUUUAUUAUAAGGUAGAAAAUUUGCAUAUGUCUUAAAAUAAAAGUCUAUCAAAUUUAGCAAAUUAGUUACUUUUAUGCUACGAUUGAAUUAUUAUUAUUUUUAUUAAUAUAUAAAUAAUUGGAAAUGUUUAGAACUUUAGAUGAUUUAAAGAAAGGUGAAAAAGAUGAAAAACAAAAGAAAACGAGCAAUUCUUAUGCUGGAGGAGAAAAGAGGUAAGAAUGUUGAUUAAAUAACUUAGUGGUCUCUCUGUUGAAAAUCCUGAUGAUAUGGAUUAAAUAAUUAAUAAUGCGUAAUAAUCAAUUAAAUCCAUAUAGAAAAUAAGGAGGCACAAGGCCUGAUUAAGAUGAGGAUCCAAAAGAAUGGUGCAAAAUUACUUUAUGGAGUAAUGGAUUUUAAAUUAAUGAUGGUGAAUUUAAAGAUAUCAACGAUCCAGAAAGCAAGAAAUUUCUAGCUGAAUUAAAAUAAAAGUAAUCUAAGUAUCUAUUCGUAAAGUUAAGUGCCAACAUCCCUGCGAUCUAAAUAUCCAAAAGGAUUGAGUGUCAAAUUGGAAGAUAGAAAAUCAGAGAAAUAUGUACCACCUCCCCCUCCAAAAUAUGUGGAAUUUAGUGGAUCAGGAGUCAGUUUGGGUUAAUAAUAAUUUGUAUAAUAAUAACAACAAGUUAAAGUUGAUUUGAGCAAAUAAGGAUAAAUACAAAUUGAUCCUAAUCAACCCACAACCGACAUUAUGGUUAGACUCUCCACUGGUAACACAAUUACAUUGACUGUUAAUACUACAACAAGAGUGUCAGCCAUUCAAUAACAUCUUUUAAGGUAUUUAAAAUAUUUAAAGUGUCAAGAAUGAUGAAUUUGCCUCCUCAAAAAUAAAUCUAGUUAAUUUCUGGCUUCCCUCCAAGACCAAUUUAGAAUCUAAACUAAACUGUUGAAGAGGCUGAUUUAUGCGAUUCCUAAAUCACUUAAACUGUUGUUUGAGUUAUUAGAACAAAAAUAUCU